AAAAGUCCUAUUUUCACGAAGAAUCUGGAAUUUGUGGUGCGACCCAUUUACUAAAAUCACGAAAAUGACAAUGUUUAAUAUCUGGUUAAGUUUUCAAACGUAUAAAUAUUUAUCAACUCACGUCCGACACCUGAACAUCGUAGAGCUAUUUUGAAUUGGCGCCAUAUAACAAGUCAAUUUUGCUUUAUCGCAUACAUUUCGGUGCGAACAUGGAAUACCGUUUAGGCUUUUGGUAUAAGCUAAACGUAUGGCAAUAGCUUGGCAGCUUAUAGAUCGCGUUAUACUUAUCCGCAAUGCGCAUAAGGAAUGAAUAGGGUGCAUCGACUUUUUGUGGCAUGAAGAGAGUGUUUAAUGAACGAGUGUCUUAAGAAGCGUUUAACGAAGCUGGCGAUUUAAAAUGAACUGUGCACACGUCUGAUCAGUGCAUAAUUGGACAUUUCAGAGUGCACGGGAAGUAGAGAAAAUCGAUUUCUUGACAAAAUGGUAGUCGCGACCCAUAAUAUCGACGGUUAGGCAACAUCGUUUUAAAAAAAACCUUUUUUUCGGUAAUCCAAUAACCUGAAAUAAUAUUUUUUUUUCGCUAAGCAAGCGUAUUUAGAUAGGUGUGAGUUUUGACUUGAAUAACUUGUAUCAAUAAGUUAUAUCUACUAUUUUUUUAAGGUAAUUAUAGAUAUAGUGUUUCCAAAGUUGAUAGAUGUUCGAUAGGCGACAAAUAUUAUCUUUUUUCGACGUAAUUCACUUUUAUGUUAAAAGGGUCUAACGUUCUCGGCUUGUGGGCGGGUGAGCGACAAACGUGGGAGAAGGAGAAAUUGGAAUAAGUGCCAUUUGCUCAAUAUUUAUCAGUAUAACAGUGUAAUUUAUACAGGGUGACCGCCUAUUAGAAGCUUAGGGAGAAACAAAAAAGACAUUGUUGAGAAACUUGGUAUAUGGCCAUUAUUGACCCCGAGGUACAAUGAUACCUUUUCUAAGUUUCUGCGCGUCCAUACAGUACUCGGUAUUGAUAUUUUCCUAGAUAAGGUACACUAACCACUAACUAACCUGCACGUUGUACUGUUUUCUUUGUAAACAGCUAAUUCCACACACUUAACUCAUUUUCCCAGAACAUGUAAACAGAUCUAGGUCUAUAUUUUGAGACAAUACUGCCGUGAAAAUGCCGCAUACAAACUCAUUGACGAUCUUUCAGCGGCCAUGUUGUGUAUUGACUGGCGCAAAGUCAUUGGUUAAAAACGAAAUUUAAAAUCUGGUGCAUGCGCAUGUUGAAUGGACAUUCUCAAAGAAAAAUUCACAUAAGCACAUAUGAAAUAUGUUUCAUUUCUUAAAAAACAGUAAGAGGUAGAUAUAGGAAUAAUCAUUUUGUAGACAAUUUGUUGUCCUAGUCAAUGGAAUUGAUAAACCUUUUUCAAAAAUGCACUUUUUCGGCAUCCCUUAUAUAAAGUAUUGUCAAUAUCACAAGUACAGUUUUUAGCUAUUAUUGGGGCAUUUUUGAAAGUGUUAAUUGAAUAAUUCAUUUCUAUACAUAAAAUGAUCAGAGUUUAACGAAGGGGGGUUAAAAAAAUCUAUUCCACAAUUAGUGGCAGUUGUUUAAAUUUUUACGUCGAAUUCGGAAAUGCAUUUUUUAAUUCCUUUAUUUAUAAGUAAACUUCUGUAUUUUUUUCGAUAAAUGAAAAAUUUUAAUUUAAAUUUAAUGAACAAAUGAAUUGUUUUAAAAUAACGAAUUAGUCAAUUUUUACACGUGAUUAAGUAUUAUCUAAAUAAUUUUAAAAUAUAAUUUUUAUUUUUGAAACUUUCUUCGAGUAUAGUUUUUGUAAUAGUUUCAACUAUUACUUAAGUGUAAAAAAAAAUAUGCAUCAUUUUUUACUAUAACACCUAUGAUCAAAGUUAAUGAUCUUAACGCAAUCUAAAUAAUGGGUGUUGAUGAUAUGUUAUUUAGAGCGCUAUUGCCACAGUGAGUUUGAUACCAAAUAAGUGAAGAGACUACGACAUCUCCAAGAAAACUCCAAUAAAAUUAGCAACAUUUUUGAAAGAGCUGUCAUAAUUAAACAAUGCGUCCACAUUGAAUUCGAUAACAAAUGUCAUUUCGUGAUCAAUUUAAAUAAGUUAAAUGUUUUAAAGUUUUCUGCACUUUCGCUACGGUGCUACGAAUUCUCCAUAUUACGAUUAAACAUCGGAGCGAAUAAUUAAAUUUUGUUUCACCCUAUAACUCAAAUCCCGGUUUUAUCGCGUUAUCUCUUUUUUGUUCCUUCCUUAUAAAAAAAGUUUAGUUAGGCAGCAUUUACUUGCGGUUGAGAGAGUGAAUUUAGGUAGCACGGUGGAAACUUUGACGCGGUAUUUGCAAUUUGCCGAUUGAAAAUUUGAUUUGUCAUUGGAUUCUCACCCAAGCCGAAGUUCUUAUUACUGAUUCUAUUUUGUCAGUUUGGUGCUCCGAAUUUUGGUCAGAAAACGGCUCCGUGUCUUAAGUGAUAUAUACAACAUAGUACUCCGACUGAGAUUGUUGAAGACCAAGAAGCCAUCUUGCUUUACUCGCUGUCAUCCCCAGUGUUGUACGGUACCCGGUUAGCGGCGGUUCGGCACAGAUUCCCACAGCGAUCCUGUAGAUUCAGAUGGUAAAGAUGGAAUUUAAUUUGAAUUUCAACAGUUAAAACAUGAUCUAGGUUUAGGUGAAUAUUAUCGGCGAAUCCUGGCUCGCGAGAGUACACCAGGUUUAUUUUAUUGCCCGAUUUUUCGGAAAUGUUAUAUCAUUGUAUUAAAUGUUAACUGAACCUGAUCAACUGUUUUAUUUCCCACUGCAUAGUGUAAUUUCCAGAUCCGACAGACUCCACUGGCCAAGUCGGCGCAUACUUCUGUUAGUAGCAACUCAAAAGUUACGUAACAACGGCUACGAUUUCUCUGCGCGUAGUUAGGCAACCAACAGUGCUGGUACGCGCGUGGCUUGUUAUAUUUAGUGGUUCGAAAAGAACAUGUAGGCACAGGUAAUUUUUCAGGCAUGUUUAAUGUGACUUUUUAUACGGGCGCUUCGACGUCCCGUUUCUUCAAAAUGGAACAGACUAUCCCUUCGUCGCGGCAGAAAAAGAAAACCGAUCGGAAAGUCGAAACGCGUCGAAACCUGUUGACCUUGAAUCUGCUAACCUCCAGCAUCAUCCUCCAUCGAAGGACGGACGCGAGGGAAUAAGCAGCGAUCGAGGACGCCUCUGUCGGACGUUUUGGCAGACUGGGCGGCGCCUGGCAUGUCCGACGACGACGGCGCCCCUUAACCAAAUCGUCUCCGACACCCGUAGCAUCCGCACGCGUUUCCAGUUUCCAAAGAUCGCGUUACGCGACCAUCUAGCUACCAAAACGCUUCAUUUAUACGCGAUGUAGAUCGCCCAACGGUUUCGUGUGUGCAUAGAAAUCUGCAAAAACGAGAAAAUGAAAACUUAAAAACGUAAAAAAAGUGCGCGGAGGAGAAAAAAUAUCGGAAAAACAAGCGGCACCAUGAGCGGAGGAAAUGUUGACGACCCCAGGUUUUGGUAUAACUCUUCCGCUCGUAAUUCGACAGGCGAGGAGCAAAACUACACCGCUAGAUACGAGUCUUACAUGCUCGUGUUCGACGACAUCGAUCAGUAUUUCAACAAGAUAAACUUGUCGAACGCGUCGGACGCGACCCUCUACGAGCAACAACAUUUCAAUUGCACUUUUUCUACUGGCAACAACGCAACGAACUCGACUUGCGGCGUUUACCAAGCAGACGAGUUGGACAGAAACUAUUGGGCUUUGUUACUCGUUCUUUUUCCCAUUAUCACGCUGUUCGGCAACGUUCUGGUUAUUUUGAGUGUGUAUAAAGAGAGAACUUUGCAGACGGCUACGAAUUAUUUCAUCGUCAGUUUGGCACUGGCGGAUCUUCUGGUCGCCGUCGUGGUGAUGCCGUUCGCUGUUUACGUAUUGAUUGGUGCUUAAAACCGGUAAAGGUAAACACGUCGAUUUUAACGAAUUAAACACGAAGAGUCCUACAUUGGCACCCUCGGCCUGAAAGGAAGGGGUGAAUGUUUUUUCAACGUCUAAACAAAUUUGACGGCGUCCACAUAUGGCGGAAAAGCCGAGGACUUUGUGCUGUUUGUUUUUUGACGGCCGUUAUUUUUGAAGUGUUUUUUUAAUAAUCGGUCCUGCGAGCCGGAUGAAAAUAUUCACAAUAUGUGUGUACAAUGUGUAUGUAUGACUAGAAAAAUCCUUUAAUCGAGAGAGUAAAUAUUAGAUUGUUUUUCCCAACCAGAAUCCAACUAAUUUAUUUAAGCUAAUCAUUUAUUAUUCAUUUAUUCGCUAUAUAUUUACAAUAUCUUGACUGAAAAUAUACUUUUUUAACUAUUUAACGCCUAGUUAAUAUAAAAAACUUAUCCAGCUACCGUCCAGCA
Cylas formicarius (sweet potato weevil) is the source of this 4385-nucleotide messenger RNA. Its product is annotated as dopamine D2-like receptor. The transcript has 4 exons. Gene Ontology annotation, biological process: adenylate cyclase-activating adrenergic receptor signaling pathway. Gene Ontology annotation, cellular component: membrane. The record is from RefSeq and is a predicted model, not a curated record. Lineage: Eukaryota; Metazoa; Arthropoda; Insecta; Coleoptera; Brentidae. Bases 3472 to 3933 code for a protein of 153 amino acids. Gene Ontology annotation, molecular function: dopamine neurotransmitter receptor activity, coupled via Gi/Go; G protein-coupled receptor activity.